Molecule: messenger RNA, 1886 nt
Organism: Blepharisma stoltei
Lineage: Eukaryota; Ciliophora; Heterotrichea; Heterotrichida; Blepharismidae
Source: the annotation of a GenBank genome assembly
AUGAACCCGCAUUCAACGUUGCGCCUAACCGACCAAAAAAACACAAAAUCAACAGUAAUCCCAUUUAAGCUUAUCCGAUAUAAGCCUAAAGUUGAGUCCCAAAUUCUCAUUACUAACCGAAAAGAAUUAACAAAGUACAUUCCGCAUACUCCUAAACACCACCACACCUCUUCUUUGCAGCUUUCAAGUACCAUUGAUUCUUCUGUAAAAAAAUCUUUUUCAACUGAUAUUUCUUCAAUAGACCUAAAUUCUUUCAUAAAAGAAACCCCAAAAAAAAGCCUCAGCCCAAACAUCUCCGCAAAUAUUUCACGUAUCGAAACAUUGAGGUGAAAACCUCAAAAAUCUCUCCCAAAAAUAAGCCUUUCUCAAAUAAUGAAAGAUAAAAGAACAAAUAAUAAAGAGAGGACCAAUGCAAAGGAAAUUCAGACAUCGCAUUCAUCGUCAUUUUCUAAAACAUUUUCAACAUUUUUAAAUCAGCCAGAAACAAUUAAUUAUCAGUGCAUACCAAGCCAAGAUGUAUUUCACCCUAUUAUUUUGCCUGGGAUAAAUAUAGGCUCAUGAGUUUUAAAAGAAACUCAUGGGUCAAAGCCAUGUAGCAGGGAAGGAAGCCAAAUUGUGUAUGCUAAUAAUAAAGUUUAUCUUUAUGGUGGACAAAGCAGAACUUUGCAUCCUGAUAUGAGGGAGCUUGAUUUAAUCACUUGAAAUUGGAAAAUAAUUAAUACACAAUAUGCACCACAAGGAAAAAUAGGCCAUUCUGUUAUUUUAUACAAAAAUAAACUUAUAGUUUAUGGAGGAUACUCUUCACAUGCAAAAAACGGAAGCAGAAGAUGCUCAAGAAGAUUGCAUAUUUUGUCAUUAAAUGACUAUAAAUGGCAAACUUAUUUAGGAAGUGGGGCAGUGCCUCCACCAAGGAGAAAUCAUUCAGCAGCCAAAUUAGGAAAAUAUAUGUUUAUCUAUGGAGGGAUUGGCCAAGAUGGGAUCCCAUCUGGUGGUUUGUAUAUAUUUGAUAUGAAGACUCAAGAAUGAAAGCUGCCUGAAGUAUAGAGGUUUCCUCUAUAUAGCGCUAAAAGCGCAGACAUUUUCCCAGGAGCUUUCCAAGUUCGUCGGACCAAAUCGCUUUUUGGUCCGACCAAGGCAUUGAUUUGGUGCAACCUACCGAUAAAUUCCGAUCAGAAUUUAUCGGCCUUACAGCGCCAAACAUAGGAAACUUCUAUAGUCGUUUUUGAUGAUCCAGGCUGCAGAAGUCAUGCUUCUUUAACAGCAGUUUUCGAUGACGAAAUCUUAAACGAUAACAAACAGUCACUUUUUUUUAGUCACAAACAGUCAAAUUCAAUGGGAAUUGCUAAUAGCGGCUUUUAUCUAUUCGGCGGCUUAGACCUAAAUGGCCAACCCUGCAACUCUCUGUUUGGGCUUUAUUUAAGAAAUGGCCAAUUUAUAUGAAUGGAAAUUCGAGGAGGAAAUAAAGCACCUCCUGCUCGUUAUUCUCACACCGCAACUGCAAUUAAGCAUAAAAUUUUUAUUUUUGGAGGCAGAAAUGACAGCUUAUUUCACACAACAGGAAACUCCUGCUUAGAUGAUGUUCAUAUAUUUAACGUAGAUACCUUACAAUGAGAUUCUAUAGAAAUCUAUGGAAAUUGCCCUGAAGGCCGUUGGGGUCAUUGUUCAACGAGUUUUGAGUCAAAGCUAAUAAUACUUGGAGGGAUGAAUCAUAGGAACUACAUGUCUUCAGAUUUCUAUUAUUCCUAUCUAAGCAGAAUUAAUUUUUAUAUAAAAUAAACCAAUAAAAUAUUCAGUUUCUUUUAAUGGAAUAUCUAGAAACUGAUAGAAAUCUUAUAGAUGAGAGUAUGCUUUAUGGAGACCAACUAGAAAGCAAAUACGAAACAUAA